AUGGAACCGGACAACGAUGUGCCGGAAGCGCCUCCCCUCUGCCGGAGCGCCUCCGUGCCCUCAGGAAAUGUCGUCUUUGACGGGAAGGGCAUAAAUUUCUUGAGCCGGUCACACACCGUGCAGUUCACCAGUGUGGACAAGCUGAUGGGAAAGUCCCCUGUCGCUUCCAAAGGUGUCUUGCUGCGUACCUCUUCUGGGUAUGAAGUGGCCCUGGUACCGCCCGAGCAUCUGCGAGAGCUACAAUGCAGUGUCUGUGGCGACCUGAUCCAAUCAGCGGUGCAUGCACCCUGUGGACACUCAUUUUGCCAGGUGCACUUGCAAGGCGAGCAGGGCUCACAAAACGAGCUCGAGAUCCAGGCCGGGCGCCUGCGAGAGCUCACGGUGCACCGGGGCUUCUCCGUGGAGCGCGCGCGCCAGGCUCUGGCAGCUGUGGGAGAAGGCUCUCUCGAAGAGGCUGCGGAGAUGUGCGAGAAGCUCAGUGGCCUCGAAGGCCGUGCGGUGCGCGUGCGGCCGGAGGUGAAACAUCCCAAGUUCGAGUGGGGAGCGGUCUCUCACAGCAGUGUUGGUGUUGUCCUGAAGGACGAGGACACACAGGCGUGGGUGAGCUUCGCCGAGCAGUCGAGCUGGCACUGCCAGAGAGAUGAGCUGGAGAUCGAUCCAGUAGCAGACCAGAUUCGACCGCAAACCCGCGUCCGAAUUCGUGCCGGUGUGACGCCGAAACGCGGCUGGGGGCUCCUCCAGGUCGACGGGACCGGCACCGUCGUCACAGUUACUGGCUGCCAGGUGAGAGUCCUCAUAAAGGAAGGUGCAUGGAGCGGUUUCAUCAACGAACUCGAGGCAGUCGACGAGACCCGCGACAUGAUCGAAGAUGCCGCACAGAGACUCAAGGAUGGCAAAGCCACCGAAGACGUGCUGGCCCAGUUGCACGCUAUCCUUCUGCAGGUGCGGGACUGCUCGGAACCUUCCGAGCUGCAGGUCGUUUUGACCAGCAGAGAAUGCGGACCCUUCAUCAACAGCUUCGGCGCCUUUGCAAUGCUCCGGGCUGUUGGCCUUCAGUGUGUCCGCCAUGCAGCAGACCGGACUGUCCACGUCUUCGGUGCUGCGACAGGGGUUGCGAACCUCGCAGAGCGCGCGGCGAGCGCGCUGCAGUACCUGGAGCAGCUGUUCGAGACGCUUCCUGCGCCGAAGGUCCCGCAGCAGAAGCCCAGAUAUCGUGUAGUCUUGCAUGUCGACGCGGACAUCUUCGCCGCGGGUGUACCAGUGCAGAUGGUCUACCAGGAGCAACUUCGGUCGCUCAUUAUUCCAGCCAUCGCCCCACAGGGCGAGGGCUGGUCCUGGCCGCAGCGAGGCUGGGCUGGUGAGGAACAAAUGGUGCAGCACCUCCAAGCGUCCCUGCCCGCAGGCAAGGCCGAGCUCUGCCGCGAACAGGAGUUCACGGAGGCUUCGAAGGUGGCGAAGAGGCUAGAGGAGUCUGGCCUCGUCGCCACGGUGGAGGAAGGUUCGAGCGAGCCUUUGAAGGACGCUAGCAUGGAGGUGCCAACAAGCUGGACCGGUAGCCUAGCUCGCGGGAGCCGUGUUCGGUUCCGAGAUACUGCGAGGUCGGUCUUACCGAGCACCAUAGAUCCCUCCUGCAUAGGCUUGAUAUGCGACCAAGUCUUCCACAUCAAGGAAGAUGGAUCGCGCGAGUUGCAGUAUUUCGUUUGCCUUCCAAAGAGCUUGGCCGUGCCCCCGAUCCCUGGAGACAUGUUGGACGCAGCGCCCAGCGCCGAGCGAAUCCAGCCAGGCGUGCGCGUCCGGGUGAACCCACCGCCUGGAAAGGACCCUGCCUAUGGCUGGGGACGCAUCGCGAGUAGCGAUGUAGGCAUUGUACAGCAGGUUCAUCUGGAUGGAAAGGUGGAUGUGUUCUUUAUGUCCGAGGAAAAGCUUUGGCAUGCGGCACUCCAGGAUCUGGAUACGGAGAAUCUGCCCAUGACGCUCCGGCCCAACUGUCCGGUGUGCCAGCGACCCUUUCCGUCAGGACAGCAGUUGAACCUGGACAUUGCGAUGGAUUCGCAGAUCCGGAGGAUGAAGAAGCUGAUGGCCGGGGCGCGCCACGAGCGGAAUGGCCUGGACCGCGAUGGCGGUGUACCCAGGCUCCUGAGAUCUCAGACGCACCGAGAGGAACUCAAGUGCAACAUCUGCUUCGACCUCGUCGUGUCGCCGGUCACACUGCCUUGUGGUCACACCUACUGCAAGCACCACAUCCAAACAUGGCUUCUGGAAAACGACAGCUGUCCAGUUUGCCGUGUGCGAAUCCUGCACUUCAAGGACCGUGAGAAAAAGCCGAGGCAACUUCGGACAGCAGAACCACUUUUCCAGACGUCCCUGAGGGACCAGGAUGGAAAAGGGGGGCAGCAAUCUGGAGAGGGCUUCGAGCUCCACGUCAACAAGAUGUUGGAGACCCAAGUGAUUCGUUUUUUCCAGGACGAGGUGCAAAACAGAAUCUCGGAGGUGGCUAGUGAAGUCUGGGAUGUCAUCGAGCGACGGCAGGAUGGCUUCCUCACCCGUCUGCGUAAUUUCCUGGACCAGUUCCGGGCACCAGGGGUGACUGAGCUUCUAAAGCUCAAGAAUAUGGUUGGGCCAGACUCUCCGCUGCCCAACACGAAGGGGGCUACACUGCUCAUGAUGGCCAGCGAGCUUGGAUUAGAGGACACGGUGGAGGAACUCUUGAAACUCUCUGCCGACCCGUGGAAGACAACUUCCGCCGGCUUUGGUCCAGGAACUUCUGCCUUACAAAUGGCUUCUGGGCAGGGCCACGCAGCGGUGCUUAGGAAGCUGCUUUCAGCAGAGCAGGGUGUGCUCGACUCAAACAGCGCCGCCCUCUGCGCAGACGCACUAGGAGCGGCGAUUGAGGGACACCACAUUGCCUGCGUGGAGGAGCUGCUACGCAUUCCUGAAAUUCCGGAUGUCGCUGAUCUGCGAAAUUGCAUGGAUCUGACUGGACUUCUCACAGCAGUACAGGCUGGGAACACAGACAUCAUAUCCAUGCUUGUCGAACACCGGGCGGACAUCGAAGCGCGCACCGCGCAUUCGGGCCUGCUGGUCUCGAAGGCUGGAAGUGAAAAAGUGAACGGGCCUUACCAACAGGUGGGAGAGUAUUGUGGGCGGCCGCUGUACGAAAACCUGUUUGGGGCAGUGGUGUAUUGCAAGGGAUGGUGGAAGAUUGCCCUGUCCCGAGCGAACAUGGAGGAGACGGAGGAGCGCUUCAUCUACUCAGCUCCGGCACCCCAUGAGGACCUCACCGAGCCGCCCACCGGUCAGUGGACGCUCAGCGGCGGCCGCCGUGAGGACGGCCCAUCACCGCCCCCUGCGCCCGUCAUCCAGUGGAUCGCGCGGGCUGGACAGGCAGCAACCCCUUUGCUGCUGGCCACGCAACUGGGCUUGGGAGGGGUCGUCGAGCGGCUGCUAGAGUUGAAAGCGGACCUCAAUGCGGAGAUGCCUAGCACCAAACAGGUGCCCGUGCACGUUGCCGCGAUGGUCGGCGAACUUGGCGUAAUUCGAGCUCUCCUCCAGGCCGCCGCAAACCUGGCGCUCCCGGACGCAGCGGGCUUCACACCUUUAGCACUGGCGAGCCAUGCGGGACACCCGAAGGCCGUUCAGGAGCUGUUGGAGGCUGCAGCUAUGCCGGAGCCGCCUGGGGAGGUACCAUCGCCGGUGGUGCUAGCUGCGGGAUGCGGGAGCUACGUCAUGGAAGGCAGAGCAGGACCCCCUGCUGGUAUGGCAGCGUACUGCGACAUUGUGAAGCUGCUGUUGGAUGCCAAAGGAGAUGCUUCGACGGCUGCACUGGAGGCCGCGGCGGUGGCGGGCGCUUCGGCCGUGCUCACGGAGCUGGCGCAGAGGGGGGCGGCCGUGCAGAAGGCCGGCCCCAGUGGCAGCUCGCCGCUGAUUGCCGCACUGCGCCGGGCUGCAACCCCACGUUUGGCGCUGAAGGACCAGGCCCGUGAACCGCCGCCAGAGCCAGUGGUGGGACCACAGGCAGAAGCAGCACGCGCUCUGCUGGAUCUUGGUGCUUCGCCGUUGCUCAGCGCUGCGGAUGGUACCAGUGCCCUCAUGCUUGUGGCAGCUCUAGAUGACCAGGAGCUCCUUCAGCGGCUGCUGGCUGCCGACACGGAGGUGGAUGGCGUCCGCGGCCCCAGCGAGGCGCUGGCAGUGGUCGGAAGCCAGCCUCAGGAUUGGAAAACGAUCGAUGAUCUCCUCAUGCACAUGGAAGGCACCUCGCAGCCACUGCCUCCGAGUGUCCUCUGCCCUCGGGGACAUCCCAUGGAGAGGCUCUGCAAAGCCCGGUGCCACCGGAGACCUCAUUGCGACAGCUGCCGAAAGCAGGAGCUCCACAGCAGCCCAGUGUACUGGACUUGUUGGCCCUGCGACUACGACCUCUGCAUUGACUGUGCGCGGGUACCCCGUUUGGUGCAGUUCCGAGAAGGCUUCGACCCACUUGCGGAGGAGGCCUCGGCUUCGCUGCCUGAGGGGACGCCGGAGGUGCUGAGGAGCCCGUCCUUCCUGACGACUAGGAUGGAUGGCUGGACUGCACUCCACCACGCCGUCGUCGCGGGCAGUGAGAAGUCGGUCCGGCAACUGCUGGACGGGAAGGCCGAUCCGGCACUGGCGGAUGCUCGCGGCCUCACUCCCCUACACUGGGCAGCCUUCCUAGCCAACGGCGCCAUUCAGCCUCUGAUCGAGCAUGGUGCUGCUGUGACAGCGCUGGACCACGAGGGCAGGCCGCCUUUGUCGCUGAUGCCCACCGAAGCUUUGAGAUACGCCUUCCUCGCGCUGGAGUUCGAGUUCAAGGAGCUCUGCUGUCACGAACUGCGCGUGGUGGGUUCAGGCCCGGCAGAUGGCGUGUACACGCAGGUCAAGCCCUCCCAGCCUCAGGCUGCGCAAUCCAGCUCUCCAGCGGAGCCGGCAAGGCAAGCCGCCUCUGCGCCAGCUGCAAGCUCUGCGGCUGAGGGGGCUGCGCCGAGCGACCCGCCACCUCCGCCUCCCCCAGCCGAGGAGGCGGGUGAAGCCGCCGCCAUGCCUGCAGAGACAGGCGAGGCUGCCGGUGGCGAGGCCGCCGGCGAAACCGGCGAGGCGGGUGGUGGCCAGGCCGCCGAGGCCGCCGAGGCCGAGGCCACAGCGGGUGGCGUGGCCGUCGCCGCCGCUGUCGCUGCCGCUGGGGUUCAACCUGACGAAGUGGUUCCUGCCCCGAGCAGGCCUCGAUACCAGAGGACUGACGGUGUGCCGUUCCUCAUUAAGUGGGAUGAAAAGAAUGGCUGGGCACUGUAUCAGACAGCUCCCGGUCCGGCAGGAGUGGAAGCAUGCGUCUUCAAGAGCAGCAAGGACACGCGGUACUGCCCAGUGGACGGAUGGGCGCCAGACGAGCGUGUGCAGCUGGAAGAGACGCCCAACGUGCGCGUGGAGGAAGUGGCACCUUACCGAUGGGGCGUCCUUCUCUUUCAGGCGACGCCCGCUGAACUCUGGCGACCAGGCUUGCAGGAGGAGGUGGAGGCUCUGCCCGAGCUGAAGCAGAUAACCUCGGUAAGCCGCAUCUUCAUCCCCGGCCUUCCUGGGAUGCAGAUCUCGCUUUCUGCAGCGGGCGGCGUCGAGGGCAUGCACCAGAGAGCCCUCGAAAUGGUAAUGCGCGGCAUGGACGAGCCCUCUUGUCCGGUCAGCUGA
Molecule: messenger RNA, 5694 nt
Organism: Symbiodinium sp. CCMP2592
Lineage: Eukaryota; Dinophyceae; Suessiales; Symbiodiniaceae
Source: the annotation of a GenBank genome assembly